Messenger RNA from Ctenocephalides felis (cat flea), 1407 nucleotides. Its product is annotated as zinc finger protein OZF-like. Lineage: Eukaryota; Metazoa; Arthropoda; Insecta; Siphonaptera; Pulicidae. The record is from RefSeq and is a predicted model, not a curated record. Bases 79 to 1377 code for a protein of 432 amino acids. The transcript has 2 exons.
UAGUCUUUUAUGCCAAAUUUAUACAUUGAAUAACUCUUGCCUAAAAUUUUUGCAUUUACUAUUUGAAUAAGUUUAACAAUGACUAAAGCCAAAGAAAAGUCUCGACCAUAUGAGUGUGGUGAUUGUGGUAAACGAUUUUUAGGAAAAAAUGAUUUGCGCAAACAUAGUAGAACUCAUUCAGGUGAACGACCCUUUGCUUGCAAUGAUUGUGGUCGCAGGUUUAGACAGGCAGUAGCUUUAAGAAAUCAUAUAACUUGCCAUCAUUCUAGUAGUUUGGACGAGAAAACUGAACUAUUUAUUUGUGAAUAUUGUAAAAAGAUUUUUCCUUUAAAAGAAAGACUUCGUUUACAUCUCCGAGUCCAUACUGGUCACAAACCUUAUCAGUGUCCUAAUUGCCCUAUGCGUUUUGCUCGUGGUGGUCAACUCAAACAGCAUUCUUAUACUCACUCAGGUCUGAGGCCUUAUAAAUGUAAACAUUGUGCUGCUACAUUUACUACUUCGGGUAAUUUAAAGCUCCAUGUUAACAGACAUUUAGAAGUUCGAGAUUAUACUUGCCAUCAGUGCGGGAAAAGCUUUAUAAGGCCAGAUGCACUGAGAAAGCAUUUGACUUGUUUUCAUGAAAAUGUUAAGACAUUUCAUUGUGAUAUUUGUAAUAAAGAAUUCAAAGGGCAUCUUCCACAGCAUUUACGUACACAUUUUCAAGAGAAACCACAUGGCUGUUCUGCUUGUGGAGCUACAUUUGCUCAAAGAUCUCAUCUCAUAGUUCAUCAAAGAACUCACUCUGGAGAGAAGCCCUAUCGAUGUCAGGUUUGUUGGAAAGCAUUUGCACAUUCAACAGCUUUGCGUUUGCAUAUUCGCAGACACACUGGUGAAAAACCUUACAGGUGCAAAUUGUGUAAAGAGAAUACUGUAGCAUUUUCACAAUUGCCCCAUUUGAAAAAGCACAUGCUUUGUAUUCACAAGACUAAUAAACCAUAUGUUUGUGAUAACUGUGAAGGAUUUUUUCGUACCAAAAUUGAUUUGAAUGAACAUGCUUCAGAAUGUAAAAAAGAAGAAUCAAUAGAUGAAGAAGCCUGUAGAACCCCUAUGGCCUUAGAAAAAAUGCGCUUGCUUUUAUCUAUUUUACUACAAAGGAUAUCAUCACCAGACAAAUUGCAAAAACUAGGUUUCAAUAAAAAUUUAAUUGAUGAUGUCCUUAUAGCUUCUAUAAAGUCUUCAGGUCGAGAGCCUUGCAUUGAAUCAAAUAUCAGCCAGGCUGAACGUUUGAAACGUAAUGUACAAAUUUUACUAGAUUGGACAGUUCCUAAACAAUACAUGGAGGAAUUUCGAAAACAACAACGAAGUACUGAAGAAUUACUACAGGAACUUACCAGUUGAAUUCAUAAGAUUUGCAAUAUUUAAUAUGGG